Molecule: messenger RNA, 2352 nt
Organism: Plasmodium knowlesi strain H
Lineage: Eukaryota; Apicomplexa; Aconoidasida; Haemosporida; Plasmodiidae
Product: N-ethylmaleimide-sensitive fusion protein, putative
Exons: 1
Coding region: 1-2352 (783 amino acids)
Biological process (GO): Golgi to plasma membrane protein transport; SNARE complex disassembly; intra-Golgi vesicle-mediated transport
Cellular component (GO): Golgi stack
Molecular function (GO): ATP binding; ATP hydrolysis activity
Source: RefSeq, a predicted model, not a curated record
AUGGCCACUGCUAAUUUGUACUGCUGCAAACUGCAAUCGCAAGAACUGGCACUGACCAACUAUGGAUUCAUCAACGCGAGUUUGUACAACAGCUUGAAGAGGAGCUCCAAGAGCAGCGAGUUGUACGCAGAAGUAGCGAACACAGUUUUGAUACUAAAGGGGGAUGGGAAUAUCGGGAAAGACGAAAUAGCGUUGAACACUUGCCAAAGAGAAUUUUCAAGGAUCCAACUCAAGGAAUGUGUACAGUUGAAUGUCCUGGAUAGAGAAAGCAAAAGAGAUCUAAUCCAUUUCAUCCCUAUUGAUAGCAUCGAUGUGGAGGUUACUCUAUUUGUGAAACCUGAUCGGUUGAUCGAAAUGGAUGACAAUGUUUUGGAUGAAGUUUUUAAAAAGUACUUUAUUAACCAUGUGCUGACGAAAGGGCAAAUAUUAGCCCUAAAAUGUAAUGACAUUUUGAUGAAGUGCGUUAUAAAAGAUUUGAAGGCAGCACAGUUUGAGGAAAUGAAGAGGCUAAACAAAGGAAGUUUUGGAAACGGUAACGAUGCUGUACGCAGCGCAAGCUCCUUCUUCAAGUUAGGGAAUAGCACCCCGAUGAGUAGUAGCAGUAUGUAUAGAGAAUCAGGAACACAGGAGAGGGGUAUUCUAUUCGAAAAGACAGAAUGUAUAUUCACUAGCAUGAGUGAUGGAAAGUUAUUUAUUGAAUCUAGGAAGGUGUUAAAAAAGAAUAUCAUAAAGAGCAAUUUCAAUUUUGAGGAGCUAGGGAUAGGAGCACUUGAUGAAGAAUUUAAAACCAUAUUUAGACGAACCUUUGCUAGUAGAAUUUACCCGAACUAUAUAAUUAAGCAGUUAGGAAUUAAGCAUGUUAAAGGACUCAUUUUGUAUGGGCCUCCGGGUACAGGGAAAACAUUAAUAGCUAGGCAGAUUGGUAAGACUCUGAAUGCGAGGGAACCCAAAAUUAUUAAUGGUCCAGAAAUAUUAAAUAAAUAUGUUGGACAGUCUGAGGAGAACAUUAGGAACUUAUUUAAAGAGGCAGAGAUGGAAUAUAAGCAGAGCGGAGAAAAUUCACAACUACAUAUUAUCAUUUUAGAUGAGAUUGAUGCUAUUUGUCGACAGAGAGGUAGUUCUGCUUCAAGUGGGACUGGUGUGAACGACAGCAUUGUUAAUCAGUUGCUAUCGAAAAUUGAUGGUGUAAAUAGCUUGAAUAAUAUACUGCUGAUCGGGAUGACCAACCGAAUUGACUUAAUAGAUGAUGCUCUGUUGAGACCAGGGAGAUUCGAAUUGCACAUAGAAAUUUCUCUACCCAAUAAGGAGGGAAGGAUACAAAUUUUGAACAUUCACACCAAGAGCAUGAGGAAGAGCAAUAAGCUAAGUGCAGAUGUGAACAUCGUGGAGUUGGCUGAAAAGACGCCAAACUUUUCUGGUGCAGAAAUUGAAGGCCUAGUGAGAAAUACUGUAUCCUAUGCUUUUGAGAGGCAUAUCAAUUUUAACGACUUAACGAAACCUAUCAACGCGGAUGAUAUAAUGAUAACAAAGGAUGAUUUUAAUAAGGCAUUGAAAGAGACCAAGCCAGCGUUUGGGGCGGAAGAAGAUGUCAUUGAUGGGUUACUCUCUAAUGGGAUUAUCAAUUAUGGGGAGGAGUAUGAAAAUAUAGAGAAUACAUGUAAGUUGGUAAUUAAACAAAUUGUCGAAAAUUCGAAUACAAAUUUGUUAAGUGUACUCCUUUAUGGAGAAAACGGGACAGGUAAAACUACCAUUGCAGCGUACCUUGCUAAGAGCGCUAAUUUUCAUUUCACAAAAUUUAUCACGCCAGAAAAUUUAAUUGGAUACUCUGAAAUUAGCAGGAUAAAUUACAUAAAUAAAAUUUUCGAAGAUGCCUAUAAAACUCCCCUUUCACUAGUCAUUUUAGAUAACAUAGAGAGGCUUAUCGAUUACACACGCAUUGGGCCUCGAUUUAGCAACCCAGUCCUUCAAGCAAUAAUGGUUUUAAUAAAAAAGAAGCCCAAAAAGGAAAACCAGAAAAUCUUAAUCAUAUGUACCACGUCAGAGUAUCAAUUUAUGAAGGAUGUUGGGUUGAUUAAAAACUUUUUUGUAAAUAUAGAAGUGCCCUUGUUAAAUAGUUCCACCUCCAUUAGGAACGUUUUGCGCAACCGGAACGACAGUUGUCACGAUUUCCCUGAACGGGAGAUAGAGCAAGUACUCUCAGCAAGUGUGAUCAAAAAUAUUGCCAUUAAGAACUUACUGAUGGUCAUUGACAUGGCGUCUGAGGCGUCUAUCGAUGGGAACAUCACAAGCGAAGUUUUCUUGAAAACGUUUAACGACUGCGGGAUUGGUUUCGACGAGGAGGCGUACUAUUGA